This is a messenger RNA of Anopheles aquasalis, 2430 nucleotides long. Its product is annotated as SET and MYND domain-containing protein 4-like. Gene Ontology annotation, molecular function: histone deacetylase binding. Gene Ontology annotation, cellular component: nucleus; cytoplasm. Lineage: Eukaryota; Metazoa; Arthropoda; Insecta; Diptera; Culicidae. The record is from RefSeq and is a predicted model, not a curated record.
GUAAAAGUGCGUAAAAAUGUAGCAGCCCGUUUUAAGAUACUUAUAUUUCUGUCUACUUAACCUGCCGCUGCGGAAAAACUAAAAUAACAACGAUCUGCCGGUCUCCUCUCAUAGUGAGUUCGAAGAACUCACUAUAGAAUUUGCCGGCAUGGAGAUUUCGGCAUGGGAUUCGUUCGUAUCGCAGCUGAUAACAACUUAUAAAUUGCAGAAAUGCCUUCCACGCAAAUUUUGCAGCGAACUGGACUUUAUCAAACGAUUAGCCGCCCAGCCAAAGCUUUGCGAAUCGCUUCGGUCAUGGCUGUUGGCGCUACCGGAUGUGCGGCCUCAGGGAGAGCUAAAGUCCAACCAGUACCGGGAACGGGGCAAUGAAAUCUUCAAGAGCAAGCAGAGCAAUCACCUUGCACUCGAGGUGUACAGUAAAGCGAUCUUCGAGGCACCGGCCGGUACGGAAGCGCUUGCACUGGCUCAUGCGAACCGUGCCAUCCUGCUGAUUCGCUUCGGACGCUACCGGGAAGCGUUCCAAGACUGCCAGCUAGCACUGGCCUCGGGCUAUCCGGAACAAAACCGUAGUAAAGUGCUCCUUCGGCAGGCCGAGUGUGCCCAACACUUACAGGAUGCCCUUGCGAUACGGCAGACGGUGAAUGGUUUUGUGGCGCUAUCUUCCCAGAGGUCCUUGUCGCGACUGGAGCAGGAAAAGCUGCAUUCACUGCAGGCGAUGCUUGAACAGCGGAACGACAAAGCUUCCUAUGAAGGUAGCGGUAGUUCUGCGGAAGAUGAAAUCCCUUUACCAAGAUUGAAAGAAGUAACCCGAACGAAAGUGGGCCGGUACAUGGUCACAGAGGAUAACAUACAAACGGAUGGUUUAAUCAGCCGCGAGAAAGCGGUUUCUUUUGUUCCGGUGUAUGGUGUGCACCACCGCACAACAAUUCCUGCCUUCGAUUGCCAGCAGUGUGCCCGGGUGAACGUGAUUCCUUUCCCUUGCUAUACAUGCGGGCGAGCCUGCUACUGCAGCACAAAUUGUCGUGAAAAGCAUGAACCGGUGCACCGGUACGAAUGCUACGGCUAUCGGAAGCACCUCUGGUACCUUAUCGGAAUAGCACAUUUAGGUAUACGCAGUUUUCUCGAUGGAACCUCAACGAUAGUAUCCGCCGUAAACUGCGAAACGAAAGAUGCCACCAAUCUAUUCCAAGAGCUUCUCGAUGGAACGCAACACGAGGAUAAUCGAUUCCUCGAGUACGGUAGGGUGUUUCGCUUGGUGACGAAUUUCGAUCGUAUGGAACCAGAAGAUGUCCUUCAAUACGCUCUGACAGGUUUAAUGCUUGCAAUUUAUCUCGAAAACUGCACGGAUUUCUUCACCACCGGGCCGCUGCAUUCAAUACUCCCGAAAGAUCAGCUACUGCUGUUUACGGGUGCUUUAAUCAUUCGUCACAUUGGUCAACUGAUAUGCAACGGACAUGCGAUCAGUGAGUUGCAAGCAACGCUGCCGUCCGUUGCGAGUUGUCUCGAGGAGGAUGGGUUUCGCUUGAAACCGGGUCUACUGCAUCGGUACUACAGCAGUGAGCGGGUAUUCACCGCUAUCUUCCCACGAAUAAGCAUGUUUAAUCACUCCUGCGAUCCCAACAUUCGGAACUGUUUCGAAGGAUCAACGCUCACGGUUUAUGCUACGCGGCCUAUCCGGACGGGGGGAGAGAUUUUCAAUUGCUACGGCCCCAACUAUAAGCUGAUGCCGGCAAGCGAGCGUUCGAUGUGCCUUCGGCGACAGUACUGUUUCGAUUGUAGCUGUGACCGUUGUGCCGCAGGGAAUGAUACACCCUACGAAGAGUGUUACCUUGUACGAUGUCCAGCAAGCAGUUGCGCCGCACACUUCUCGCUCGAAAUGGAUUGCAAGCUUUGCUCGGACGGUGGCUUUAAAUGUCCGGCAUGUGGCCACACUAUAGACUGCUCGUGGUUUCAAACAAUUAUGGACAUCACGGAAACGAAUAGUGACUAUACGAACGAUCUGUUCCGGACAUGUGCAAAGGCCUACGAGAAGGGUGAAAAGCUGCUGGUCGGGAACAAUCAGAAUAAGAGCCUCUUGCUGCGCCUGAUUAUCGAUCGAUUUUUACCGACUGCAGCGAUGGAUGCAGCCUGCCUGGUUCGACUGAAAACCAUGGCCAGGGAGCUUGUAUCUAUCCAAGGGUAUCUGUUCGGCCGCAUGACUCCCGAGUACAUCGUUGCCUGGUUCUACCUAGCGGACCUAUUGGCCCUGGAACACUGCAUUUCUGAUGGCUCGGUAGCCACGGAUGGCGGUUUACGUAAAAUGUUGGCAGAUUUCCGUAAAUCACUAGAAAUAAUUGGGGCCGACAAUCGCGCGAUUAUACUACACUAUCUGGAUUCGUAUGUAAAAUUGGCGUGAGGACCCCCGGGCGGGAACGAAUAAAGUUGAGGUUC